UGCCGGAGCUCGCCUGAGGCGAGGCGGUGAGCGGCGGGACGGGACGGGUCUGCGGCCGCCUCUCCCCCUGCCCCGGGCCGCCUGGCGGCUCGGAGCGGCCCCUUUCACGCCCGUAGCGGCACGGAUGGAGCCGCCGUGCCCGGCUUGAGCGCGUCGGCGGGACCCGGAGCCGCUCCGCCGAGCCCGGGCGGGCGGGCGGGCGCAGCAUGGUGGACUAUAUUGUGGAAUAUGAUUAUGAUGCAGUGCAUGACGAUGAGUUAACGAUCCGAGUUGGGGAAGUCAUCAGGAAUGUGAAAAAACUGGAAGAAGAAGGAUGGUUAGAAGGGGAACUAAAUGGCAAAAGGGGCAUGUUCCCUGACAAUUUUGUCAAGGAAGUUAAGAAGGAUGUAGAGCCCAAGGAUGAUGCCAUACCAGUCAGGAGAGAGAAAUCUGGCAAUGUAGCCAGUCUUGUGCAGCGUAUGAGCAACUAUGGGCUUCCAGCAGGAGGAUUUCAGCCUCAUCCCCCGUCCAAAAGCAUCAAGAAGAGGUCCAAGAAGCGGCAGUGCAAAGUGCUCUUUGAAUACGUCCCACAGAAUGAGGAUGAGCUGGAACUCAAGCUGGGGGAUGUGAUCGACAUCAAUGAAGAGGUAGAAGAAGGCUGGUGGAGUGGAACACUAAAUGGCAAGGCAGGGUUGUUUCCUUCAAACUUUGUGAAAGAAUUGGAAUUGAUGGAUGAUGGAGAAACACAGGACGCUCUGGAUGACACAGAGCCUGUUUUCAGUGGUCCUACCUCACCUGUGGCCUCUCCAGGAAAUGGGAGUGAAGCUGGAUCUGGACCAGCACAGCCAAAGAAAAUCCGAGGUAUUGGGUUUGGAGAUAUCUUUAAAGAAGGCUCAGUGAAACUUAAGACAAGAUUAUCCAUUAAUGAAUCGGAAGAUAAAAAGCAAGAUAAGCCAUUACCUAACCACCCUUCUGGAACAAAGCUAAUUAAUUUUCCCAGUACAACAAAAACUGAAAGCUCAUCAGAAGUAAUAAAAUCAGAAGCUGAAAGUAAACCAAAAGCCAAGGAAUAUUGCAGGACAAUAUUUUCCUAUGAAGGCUCAAAUGAUGAACUCAGCUUUAAAGAAGGCGAGAUCAUUCAAAUAAUCAGUAAGGACACUGGAGAGGCAGGCUGGUGGAAAGGAGAACUCAAUGGUAAAGAAGGAGUCUUCCCAGAUAAUUUUGCUGUUCAAAUACAAGAGUCUGAUAAAGACUUCCCUAAGCCAAAGAAACCUCCGCCUCCAGUUAAAAGUCCAGCUCCAAAGCCUGAAUUGCCAACUGGAGAGAAGAAACUCCCUACUUUGAGGCCUGAAGAAAAAGAUGAAAAAGGAGCUUUGGAUCAGAAGCCUUUGAAGCCACAAGCUCCUCAAGUACCACCCAAGAAGCCUAUUCCUCCAAGCAAGACUAAUAGCUUACUGAGAGCAGGGCUUCUGCACCCAAAACGUCCAGAUAAACCUGUUUUGCCAUCAUCUGUAUCCAAACCUAAUGGAGAAGUUGUUUCUCUUCGACCGAAAUCUGAAGUUGAGCCAGUAGCAAAACCAAAGUUAGAUUCUGAACCAUUACCACUUAGACCAAAAUCAGUAGAGGUAGAUUCACUUGUGGUAAAGAGCUCUAAAGAAUCGGAUCUGUUAAGCUUUGAUGAUGUAAUAGCUACCUCAGAUAAUCUAUCACACCCUACUGCAAACCGACCCAAGAUGCCUGGUAGGAGGCUGCCUUCACGUUUCAAUAGCAGCAGUCCUGCAAGUCAAAAUGUGAGUCCAGAAAAAAAUUUGAAGGUGCAGAAAGAAGAAGAAAGUGCCAAACCAAAGCCAGUUGAAACAAAAAAGCCAUCUGCAUUCAGUCCACCAAUUCCAUCUUCAUCGCAGAGACCAAGUUCUGUUAUACUCAACUUUUUUCCUGGAGACAUCCAACUUAAAGGAGAAACAGAUGAUGAAAAAAUUUCUGUGGAAGAGCUCAGGACUCAGAUUAAUGAUUUGAUGGGUUUAGUAGACGUACUGAAGAAAGAACAUGGGAGAGAACUGGAAAAACUAAAGAAGGAUUUGGAAGAAGAGAAACUGUUACGAAGUAAUCUGGAGCUUGAAAUAGAAAAAUUGAAGAAAGCAGUGAUGUCUACAUGAGACAGUUAUGGACUCAAUGUUUUUAACUCACCAGGAAUUCAAAGCUGAACACAAGGAGAACUGACUCUUAUUUCAUAAUAAUAAUGGAUGCUGGUGUUCUACAGUCUUAAAGAAAAAAAUAUAGUAAAAAAAGGAAUAUAGUCUUUUAUUCAGAGAGAUAAGAAAACAAAAAAGAAUAAUGGUGUAAUUUUUUUGCCAAUAUAAAAGAGGCCUUAUUUCUUACUGUGCUGGAAUUGCAGACCUUAUUUUUUGGUUUGCUUGAAAAUACUACUGAAUCUGUAUAGAAAGGAGAGGGAAUUCGUAAUAGAUUUUUAUUGAAUACCUGUAGCUUAAUUUUUAAAGAGAUCUAUACUAUAAAUAGGGUGAUCUAUCUUUACAACUAAUCUGUAAAAUAGUCUAUUGGGAGGGGUGUAAUAACUGUAUCGUAAUUGUAGUCACUACUUUUCCCCUAGAUGCAAAAGGGAAUAUAUGAUAUUUGUAUAAUUUUGGCAGUCUUACCCAGGGUUAUGCUGUUGUGCCUGUCUGCAGUGAGAAUAUUAAUAAUAUGCUGUUUAUAAGUUGAGUAAUGAGAUAGGAAUUUUUUAAUGCAAUGAAGCAGGUGAAACUCCUAUGCAUUGUAGUAAGAACGAAUGAUCUAAUCUGAGUAGUUUAGCAGAAUGUUUUGUCACUUGCACUAUUGGAUUAAAAAGGGAUUUGGGACUGAAUCAUGAAGCUAUGACAAAAUUAACUUUUAAAACCACAAAAUGCAAGAAAAACAGAAACAAGGCUACAAUCCAGUCUUAACUCAACCUGUUGUGCCUAAAAUAUUACAGCAUACAGCAUGAAAAAGUAAACCUUAAGUCACAAUGUCCGUGCUUCUGUGUAUUUAAACUGAAGUCAUCAAUCUUUCUAGUGGUUAAAUAUGCAUCUUGAUCUGUUUUUACGAUAGUCAGGUUUUGUUUAUAAUAUGUCUCUAAAUAAAUCCUUUUGGAACUUUGAUACUCUCAAAAGGUCUCAAUAUUUAUAUAUUUAUGCCAUAAACUUUCUCAGUGUAUUGUGUAUCUCUAAAUUUAAUAACAUCUUUGUAUUUUAAUGAGUGAUUGGAACAAUUGCUUUGACAGCAUUGUGCUGGUGUCCAAGAUGGCAUCUUUCACAUUUUAUGGAAAACAGUUGAAAUCUUGUGGAUUGCCAUUAUCUUUAACCCCUGAGCUCAACACAGUGCACCAGAAUAAUAUACAAGUAAUAUGUAAAGUGGUGGGAGACAAUGAUAUUUAUUGCUGUGUUAAUUUGAUCAAACAAUUAAAAAACAUACAGCUCAGAAAGCCAGUCAAAUGCAUUACUUCUGUUAGUAAUCACCAUAUCUCCUUUUGGUUUACUAGAAUUUAAAUGACAAAAACAUGCCACGUAGUUUGGCAACUUCGCCAGUAAGAGAAGUAAUUAAGUUUCUAUUCAUGGGAAUAGUCAUAAAUAUAGUAAUUAUUUAGUGUGUCACUUGAGCAAGUGACAGGGAAGUGUUACUUCUUGAGAGUAUACAUUUUCCACAGUUGAUGCAUCAUAAAAUACAAACAUCAAAAGGUCAGUUGGAGGAUGUUUGUCAAUUGCUGAUUUAAAUUGUUCAUAAAAUUUGGUUAAUAUACUAUGAGGUAUUAGGGAAUAUUUGCUAGUCACAUUGCUAAUAAGCUGAUUCAGUAUCAAUGCUUUUAAGUUUUAAUUGCCUAGAUGCAUCACAAAUGAAGACUUGAGCCAGAUCUUUAUAUUGAGGAAUAAUGUGCAGCAGUAAUGCUUCUCAUCAGACACUAAACUCUUACUUAGAAUUCAUAUCUCUGAGUCAGGUGACGAAAAGCAAGAGUUGAGCCUAACGGAAUAGCCAAUUUUGUUAUACAAGCUCUCACUGUGAUUAGAGCAUGAAACAAAUCUUGGAAUGGAUUGCUCUACAGAAAUUGUGUCUGCAUGUAAGCUUGUAGCAGAUGAACAGAACAAGACAAUCGGCUAAAACCACAAAUGAAGGGUGUUUGUUAUUUAAUGGCCUUUGUUCGCUGUAGCAAUAAAUGACCCAAGUGCAAUGACUUGACUUAAUAAAACCCUUCUUUAAAAGUCGCUGCUAUUGAGUAUUUUUAGCCAUAAGGAAGUUGCCCCAAUAUAUCUCUGUCUUGUCUUCAGCUAGUGUUACGUACUAGAGUGGAGGGGGAGAGGGUAAUGGUUUUGAAGACAUUCCACAGUACAAGUUCGUAAAAGCAGUAUGCUUCACUGACUUGUUUACCGGUGCUGUAAAAUGAUGCAUGCUAUCCAAACUCAGCAAAUAAAGUAAGUUUAAAAACCUGUUGAAA
Molecule: messenger RNA, 4441 nt
Organism: Harpia harpyja (harpy eagle)
Lineage: Eukaryota; Metazoa; Chordata; Aves; Accipitriformes; Accipitridae
Gene: CD2AP
Product: CD2 associated protein
Exons: 18
Coding region: 207-2135 (642 amino acids)
Cellular component (GO): vesicle; plasma membrane; cell leading edge
Molecular function (GO): protein binding
Source: RefSeq, a predicted model, not a curated record